UUGGAUAGUUGGAUAUGACAGAUAGGGCUUUUUUUUUGUUCUUUUUUUUUGGGUUACGUCCUGAAACUCCCAAGCUGUCAAUUAAUAUUUUAUAUUUUCCCACAAACACAACUGAAAAAGUAAACUGUUGACCAAUUAUUAAUGGAGAUGGUGAGCCACUAUUGACAUUGUAAAACCAUAAAAUAAUACCAAUACCAAAGCCGUGUGAGUCCAACAACGUGGCUUCCAUAUAGCAUUUACUUUUUGACAUAAUGCAUUGGUCGCCCAUAUCUUUCCAUUGUCUACAUUACUAACAAAUCCAAUCUGUCAUCCGAAAAACAAAGGAACAAAAAACGAAGUUUGGGGUUAGAAUCUUCAAUGCUUUGUCCCUCUUAUUGAAGACAAGAAAAAAGGCGGAGAUUGUUUUCCAUUGGUUUUGAAAGGAAAAAGAAAAAGGAGAAUGUGUCCUAUGAGAUUCUUGUUGGUGUUUUUCUCAGCAGUUUUAGCAGGGUUUGUUGCAUGGAGGACGGUACGUUCAUCAUCUGAUAUCCACGACUUAGUUUCUGAGGAUUCAGAGAAGAUAAUUGCCAAAGACAAACAAGAAUUCAGUUUCAAAAGGAUGGCUCAGAAUGGAUUCUGGGUAUUUGUUGACAUGUCUAGUGGGAGGUAUUUGUGGAGGAAUCUCAAGGAACUGAAGAAUGAUGAAUAUGUUAAGACCUGUUAACAGCUUUGACAUA
Molecule: messenger RNA, 716 nt
Organism: Durio zibethinus
Lineage: Eukaryota; Viridiplantae; Streptophyta; Magnoliopsida; Malvales; Malvaceae
Source: RefSeq, a predicted model, not a curated record